GGACGUUCUCGGAAGGCCAGCGCGAACCUUGUGUUGAGGGCUCCUCUGGCUUGCAGUGCGGAUUAGCCAUUGCGACCAUACUCAGCAAUGGCUCUUGAGGCACCCUUGAGAUCAUCGACUGGAAGUUUUCAAUCCAUCUACUCCCCAUACACAGAGAUGUCACUCUCGGCGGGUCCAGAUUCCCCGCUGCCUGCUCAGUAUAUGGCGUACGACUCCCUCUCUAUCGAUUUCCAGCCCAGUCAUACUAACUGACUCUUU
Messenger RNA from Neurospora tetrasperma FGSC 2508, 258 nucleotides. RefSeq lists its product as uncharacterized. The record is from RefSeq and is a predicted model, not a curated record. The transcript has a single exon. NCBI's taxonomy places the organism in Eukaryota, Fungi, Ascomycota, Sordariomycetes, Sordariales, Sordariaceae. The coding region runs from base 88 to 252 and encodes 54 amino acids.